AUGCCCUUGUCAGUGGGUGUGCGCAUGUCUGACAGAUGCGUGGAGCCGGGAGGUGUUUCACAAUGUAUCCAUAUGUCACUCGGGAGUUUAACCGAUUUACUAUUGGGCAAACGAAGUGUCAACUUAGCGUUUAUACUGUAUUGUCUUUUAUCACAAAUCUCAAUCAACGACAAUCGUGACGUCACACGCAUGCUCGGGUCAGAUCGGGUGCGUCGCACGCGCACGCAUACUGCGCUUUUGUCGUGGCCCUCGUUCCAACUGUUGCGGGAUGAGUUAUCGACGACUAGUCGUACAAGUGAUAUGUGGAACAAUAGUGCUCAAGUUAAUAGUCAAAAUGUAAAACAACCACAUUAUGGAUAUCAAUACCCAGUGACUCCUAAUGCCUAUAAUUUUCACAACAACUUCUCCUCUCAAAGUAGUGACUAUUCUAAUCACCAUUAUAACAGAUUACAAGGACUUAAUAACUCGUGCAACAAAAUUGUGAAAAUCGAACCAAAUUGGCAAAAUUAUCCAAUGAAUAACAUGAACAAUGGAGAUCAAACUAAUGCCGAGAUGAUUAAUAGGUGGAGAGAAAUGAAUAUGUAUUCUCAUCAACAAUAUGGACAUUUCGGAUAUGAACAAGGCUUGCAUUCAAUAGUAAAUAACCACGGUUUAGAUAUCAAAGGCGAAGACGCUCGGUCUAUUAAUUCUCCAAGUCAAUGUAGUUUACCUGAUACCAGCUAUGGAUCCCCACAGAGUUGCUCUAGUGCUGUUAAGUCUACAUCUCAAGAAGAAGAGGACUUGCCCCAUUUAACAGCAAUUUUAAGCAAUCUUAGUGUUCAGAGACCAUCACAUUAUAAUAAACCAUUUAUUCACGAAAUGAUGCAAUGCAUGUCGUAUAACGCAUCUGAUUGCGAUGAGAAUAGCAGAAAGUAUACUGAAGCCAUGGAAGUGAGUGAAACAGAUUUGCCACAAUUUCAUGGUGAAUAUAAGAAUAAUAUUGUUGGACAUGCGAAAAUUACUAUGGGCGGAGCGCCGGUUGCAAUCAAAGACGCUAAGUCAUCUGAGGAUAAAUCUGAAAACUGUCACGAUAUGACGAGGGUUGAAGCAGGCGGGGACAAUAAAGAUUACGCUGAGAACAACAUGGCCGCUAUACCAGAAGUCCAAGGAUUUUACCCAUGGAUGAAAAGUAUUGGUGGUGAGGAAAAGAAAGAGGGGUCUAAAAGGACAAGGCAAACUUACACAAGAUUUCAAACGUUGGAAUUAGAAAAAGAGUUUCACUUCAAUAAAUAUUUAACGAAAAGACGUAGAAUUGAAGUUUCUCGUGCGUUAGCGCUAACUGAGAGACAAAUUAAGAUUUGGUUUCAGAAUAGAAGAAUGAAAGCAAAGAAAGAUGCAAAACUUUCUACGUCUCCUGAUCCAUAUGGAGUAGAAGAUUUAAACGCGACGAACAUACCAACUGCAACUGAAUAUAUUGACUCAAGACAGCAGUUAAGCGGCUUAACAGAGUAUCCCAAUGCAAAUUAUGGUCAUCCAAGUUAUGAAGGAGCAAUUGCCAAUAUUACUAAUUUAUCAGGAAAUAUGAACCCUAAUUAUGUAAUGCCACCGUAUGGAGGCCUGAUUCCCAAAAUGUCACUGUGA
This is a messenger RNA of Nymphalis io (European peacock), 1620 nucleotides long. Its product is annotated as homeobox protein Hox-B5a-like. Lineage: Eukaryota; Metazoa; Arthropoda; Insecta; Lepidoptera; Nymphalidae. Gene Ontology annotation, cellular component: nucleus. Gene Ontology annotation, biological process: anterior/posterior pattern specification; negative regulation of transcription by RNA polymerase II. Gene Ontology annotation, molecular function: DNA-binding transcription factor activity, RNA polymerase II-specific; RNA polymerase II cis-regulatory region sequence-specific DNA binding. Bases 1 to 1620 code for a protein of 539 amino acids. The transcript is spliced from 4 exons. The record is from RefSeq and is a predicted model, not a curated record.